AUGGGGGCCGGAGCGAGCGCAGAGGAUAAGCACUCCAAAGAACUUGAGAAGAAACUCAAGGAGGACGCAGAGAAGGACGCCAGGACAGUCAAGCUGCUGCUUCUGGGUGCUGGAGAAUCAGGAAAGAGCACAAUCGUCAAACAGAUGAAAAUUAUCCAUCAAGAUGGUUACUCUCUUGAGGAGUCUAUGGAGUUUGUCACCAUCAUCUACAGCAAUACCCUUCAGUCCAUCAUGGCUAUUGUAAAGGGUAUGACUCAACUCAACAUUGGCUAUGGUGACUCCGCUCAGCAGGACGACUCCAGGAAGCUCAUGCAUCUAGCAGACACCAUUGAGGAGGGCUCCAUGCCCAAGGAGCUGUCUGACAUCAUUAUCCGGCUGUGGAAGGACACUGGCAUCCAGGCAUGCUACGACAGGGCCUCCGAGUACCAGCUUAACGACUCUGCUGGAUACUAUCUGAAUGACUUGGAGAGGCUGGUCCAGCCUGGAUAUAUCCCCACUGAGCAGGACAUGUUGCGAUCCAGGGUAAAGACCACUGGUAUCAUAGAGACCCAGUUCGGCUUAAAAGAUCUCAACUUCAGGAUGUUUGACGUGGGCGGCCAGCGCUCAGAGAGGAAGAAAUGGAUCCACUGCUUUGAGGGAGUGACCUGUAUUAUCUUCAUCGCUGCUCUGAGCGCCUACGACAUGGUGCUGGUGGAGGAUGACGAAGUGAACCGAAUGCACGAGAGUCUCCACCUGUUCAACAGUAUCUGCAACCACCGCUACUUUAUUGCCACCUCCAUCGUACUCUUCCUCAACAAGAAAGACGUCUUCACCGAGAAGAUCAAGAAGGCUCACCUCAGCAUGUGCUUCCCCGACUACGACGGCCCCAACACCUAUGAGGAUGCUGGUAACUACAUCAAACUCCAGUUCCUGGACCUGAACUUGCGGCGAGAUAUCAAGGAGGUCUACUCACACAUGACCUGUGCCACAGACACAGAGAACGUCAAGUUUGUGUUUGACGCCGUAACUGACAUCAUCAUCAAAGAAAACCUAAAAAGCUGUGGUCUCUUCUAA
This is a messenger RNA of Salvelinus namaycush (lake trout), 1053 nucleotides long. RefSeq names its product guanine nucleotide-binding protein G(t) subunit alpha-1. Gene Ontology annotation, molecular function: G-protein beta/gamma-subunit complex binding; G protein-coupled receptor binding; GTPase activity. Lineage: Eukaryota; Metazoa; Chordata; Actinopteri; Salmoniformes; Salmonidae. The transcript has 8 exons. Gene Ontology annotation, cellular component: heterotrimeric G-protein complex. Bases 1 to 1053 code for a protein of 350 amino acids. Gene Ontology annotation, biological process: adenylate cyclase-modulating G protein-coupled receptor signaling pathway. The record is from RefSeq and is a predicted model, not a curated record.